Xenia sp. Carnegie-2017 is the source of this 1699-nucleotide messenger RNA. RefSeq names its product prolyl 4-hydroxylase 2-like. Gene Ontology annotation, biological process: peptidyl-proline hydroxylation to 4-hydroxy-L-proline. Lineage: Eukaryota; Metazoa; Cnidaria; Anthozoa; Malacalcyonacea; Xeniidae. The record is from RefSeq and is a predicted model, not a curated record. The coding region runs from base 238 to 1275 and encodes 345 amino acids. Gene Ontology annotation, molecular function: iron ion binding; procollagen-proline 4-dioxygenase activity; L-ascorbic acid binding. The transcript is spliced from 3 exons. Gene Ontology annotation, cellular component: endoplasmic reticulum.
UUAGCUGAUUUUGAUUUCUUUUACAUCUUACAAUGACAAUUUAAAUUUCAAAUUUUGAAGCAAAAUGAGUAAACAACGAAAACGAUCAGGAAAAUUGCCUCCUACGAAUGGAAUUGGAAAGAAGUUGAAAAGGACAGAAAAUGCGAAAGAAAAGUUGACGAAAAACAUGAAGUUUUCAAUUUUUCACGUCCUGCUAUAUUUGGUGUAAUUAUUUUAUGUGUGACGUGCAUUAUCGUUAUGUUGAAUAAUAACCUAUAUUCUCACAGAGUAACACUUUUCACUUCCUCCAGCUCCAAAGAAGGAAAAGAUAAUAGCAUAAAAUCGAGAAGCAACCAAGAUACCACAUUUGAGGACUUCAAGCCUCAAACUUUGAACAAGUUGGAUGUCAAGUCAGGUGUUGUUUCAGAUGUAAUGUUUACAGCUAAGAUGCUGCAGUCAAAACUCAAAAGAACUGCAGUUCAAGCAUUUGUCUUAGAGGAUUUCUUAAGUGCUUUUGAAUGUGAUGCAUUGGCUAGAGCACAUGAUAAUCAUGUUAUGCAAACCUCACAACUGAAUCCAUUACUUUGUUUUGACUCAUUAAAUACAUUCAAGCUGAACCUUAAAGAACUUGGUAUGACAUUUGAAGUAAGUGAUAAAGAUUUUCUGGAAGGAACAACUUGUGUAAAUGAAAGCUUAUCCUUAUUAAUAAGAAAUCAUGGAUUAAAAUGGAGUAUGAGUACGUCAUUCUAUCCUGGGGAAAGUAAAUUCUCCCUGACAUUACAAGAAAGAAUAAAGUAUGCUACUGGUUUAUCAAUAGAAAAUGGUGGCAAGUUUCAAAUAACAUCAUAUCCAAAGAAUGUUGGUUACAAAAACCACACGGAUUGUACUGUGGGUGGUGAUACGAGGGAUCGUUAUGCAACGAUAUUGGUCUAUUUGAAAAACGUUGCUAAAGGAGGAGAAACAAAAUUUCCUCAACUGGGAUUGAGUGUUAAACCAAAAAAAGGACUUGCUCUUGUGUGGAACAGCAUGAGUGAGAAUGGCCGUUGUGACCCCACCUCCAUUCAUAACGCUGCCCAAGUUAUUCAAGGGCGUAAAUAUAUUAUGCAAAGAUGGUAUUAUUAUCACAACUUUCCAAGUCUUGGAAAACGAAUGCCCGAGCCGUCACUUCCUAAAAGAAAAUCUAACCAACCAAGAGUUUCGUGUGAUGAGUACGAAUUCGGUAGUUGCCGUUGGUAUGAUGAGUGGAACUUUGACCACAUAAAGGAAUAUGUUAGAAAUAAACACAGAUACAGUUGAUUUUAUAGCAUUUGUGGACAUUCCGCUUUUAAGGAUAUUUUAUCAAUCUGUGACUGAAAUUGCAAUGAAAUGUAGUAUUAAAAUAACACUUUCUAUUUCUAUGUUACGGUAGUGCGGGCCCUUCAUGUGGGGAUCCCCAACAAACAUCUUUAAUACGUAAUACAAAAAUAAGUAUUUUCAAUUAUACAUGUGACUUCAUCAGAAAUUCUAUCUAAAUUUUUUACAAGUAAAAUGGAAUAUAUAAUAUGGGUUUUUCUUUAAAAUUGAAAGGGAACAUUACUGUCCCUUUCAUUGUUUAUUCAUUUCAACGAAUCGACGUAUGUUUAAUUGAGCACAAUGUACAAGUAAAGUAAUUAUUACUUGUUUUAAAAGUAGCAGUAGAAAUAAACUAAACACUUUAAAACCAAAUAAAACGGCAAUGCUU